GCUCAACUGAAGUGUUACUUCUAUUGUUGUUUAAAGAAGAGAAUUUACAAGUAUACAUGUGAUAUUUUCCUUUUCAAGGCAGUGUCACAAGAUAGCCAAUUGUCCGUUCGCGAUAUGAUAUGGUGGUGGUUUAAAACUGAAGUAGACAAUCUUAUCUUUUUUUUUUCAUCUCUCACAGCACACCCGAAAGUCACCACAGCGAUGACCACCAUACACCACCCUUCACGACAAGAUGAGCCACUUCGAGUAAAUAGUUAUCAAUAGUGAAGUGUUCAAUACUUACCUGUUCUUCUUCAACUAUGCAGAAUCUUUGACCAGAAAGCAUAAUUUCCAUACUUACUAUGUAGAUACCUAGAUACUUAGUAGAUACCUCAAUUCCGGGGCUAGCCGCUCUGAACCGUUGGCUGCCGAGGUAGAGGUAGAGAGCCGAGUCUCUACUGAACAUGAACAUAAGGUAUGAGCAUGAACAGGAACAGGAACACCGACAUCAACAUCGUCAUUCGACUCUCAUCCUAACAGAGUCCUGAUCAUGCCACUCCGACCAACACUCCGCCUGGUCGCGCCCGCAUUCCGCCUGGUGCGGCCAUAUUCAAGCGACGCCGCCGGCCCUCUCAUCAACGUCGUAAACCUCCCCGCGCCAAAUACGGGCCAUAUCCGCAUCCUCGAGCUCAACCGCCCAGCGGCACGCAACGCCAUCUCCAAAGCUCUGCUCUCCGCGCUACGGGCCGAGAUCGACGACGUCGAUGCGCAGUACACACCCGAGGGCGACGAGAAGCCCUUGCCGAUGCGCUUCGGCGGCGCCGCGGGAGUGGACCAGAAGGGUCCGACGAGGGCCCUCAUCCUCGCGAGCGCCGUCGACGCGAGCUUCUGCGCCGGCGCGGAUCUGAAAGAGAGACGGGGCUUUACACAAGAGGAAACCGCCCAAUUCCUCGCCAAUCUCCGCGGCACAUUCUCCUCGCUCUCCGCCCUGCCCAUUCCAACAAUAUCCGCCAUAUCGUCGUUAGCACUCGGGGGAGGCUUAGAACUCGCCUUGUGCACCCAUUUCCGCGUGUUAGCGUCUACCGCCCAAGUCGGUCUACCAGAAACCCGGCUUGGAAUCAUCCCCGGCGCAGGAGGUACCUACCGACUCCCUGCUCUGAUCGGACUCCCGCGCGCUAGGGACCUCGUUCUAACCGGUCGUCGUGUUUCUGCGCCCGAGGCAUAUUUCCUCGGUAUCGCCGACCGGCUCGUCGAGGUACUCCCGGAUGAGGAGGAGGGGCAAGGAUCUGGAUCAAAGGCGAGGGAGGAAAUACUGACUAAGGCGCGGAGAGCAGCGUUGGCAGAGUCUGUUAGGCUUGCUGGCGAGAUAUGUGAGGGUGGUCCGAUUGCUGUUAGAGCUGGCUUGCAAGCUGUCAGCUGGGCGCGAGAGGAGGUUGAAAACGCGAUGUAUGAGCGGGUUGUGAAGAGCGAGGAUCGAGAUGAAGCUCUCGAGGCGUUUAAGGAGAAGCGGAAACCUGCGUUCAAGGGGAGGUGAGAUGGAGAUCAAGGCAAAUGAUAUAUGAAUUCUAUAUACCACUAUCAUGAUGAAUCUAUACGACUUGUAACGGUUAAAAUGCGCAAAUAGGAGCGACCAUUGGAUAACGCUCCAAGUAUAAAGGCUUUGGAUCUAGUUGUGACUACAUUGUAUGAUCACAUUCCCGGCUCUGAAGCGAUGUAGGAUGAUAGAUAGGUCUAUACAUUUGAAUAUUACGACAGCAAGGUGACAGUUACGUUAGGUACAGGAUAACACUCG
Messenger RNA from Xylaria bambusicola, 1771 nucleotides. Its product is annotated as ClpP/crotonase. Bases 530 to 1513 code for a protein of 327 amino acids. The record is from RefSeq and is a predicted model, not a curated record. The transcript is spliced from 2 exons. Gene Ontology annotation, biological process: fatty acid beta-oxidation. Gene Ontology annotation, molecular function: enoyl-CoA hydratase activity. Lineage: Eukaryota; Fungi; Ascomycota; Sordariomycetes; Xylariales; Xylariaceae. Gene Ontology annotation, cellular component: mitochondrion.